AUUGUUUCUGCUAAGUUAAAAAUGGUAGGAAAUGGAAAGUAGCAUAUUUGCCCUGACAGUUUUAGGGGAAGGCCACAAGUAUAAAUCAAGAAAUGGCUGUGUAGUUUAGAAAUCAGUCAGUUAGUAGCAUAAACGUAAACCAGCAGAAACAAGAAAUACAACUGUAAUGAAACCCAAGAACAGAAACUGAAAACCACAAAACAGUUUGUACAGCAUUUAAUUAUUUAAUGAUAUGUUUUAGAUAUGAGUCUCAUUCCUUCCCUUUAUAUACUACAUUAUAGUCAAUAAUGUAUGAACAAAUGUUAUAUUUCCUCAUGGAAUGGAACCUUUACAUAAUCAAUUAAUAGAAUAUUGAAUUUAUAUGCCUUUAACCAAAAUUUCCUCAAAAGUCUCAGGCUUUACCAGAACGUUUCAGACAGAGAAACAGUAGGUGGUUUGGCAUUUUUUCUAGAAGCAUGGUUUGGUCAAAAAAAACCAAAAAAAAAAACCCUUUGAUUAAGUUUUUGAUUCGGCUUUGAUUCUUCUGUUCAAUCAGAUUUUACUGACAGUGGCAUCUUGAAGUGGAACAAUUACAGCAGGCUUAUAAUGCAAAUUAUGAUUUUAUUCCAUUAGAGCCAUUAAGGCGGCCGCAGAGUACAUGUUAUAAAAUGAACCUGUAGUUUUUGUUUUCGUGAACGGGAAGCUGUGGUGGCAUUAAUGUUAGAUGUCUAAGGCAGAUUGUACCAUCAUCGUACGUUUGUCAUCUUCUGUUGUUAACCAUCUGGAAAAAGGAAGUUUGUCAUGUUCUGUUAGAAAAAACCUCAUUGUGGUUCCUUCUAACUCUAUCACAUGCAGCACAGAAAAAAAAAAAAAAAAAAAAAAAAAAAAAACCUAGCCCCACUAACAUUUUCCUGUGGCCAUACAUGUGGGAGGCACAUUUUAUCUCUCUCCAUUCAUCUCCUCUCCAUCCACUCAGCCCUAAGUGCAUCAGCCACACCUGCUCUCAAAGGAUCACUGUUGAUCAUCUCCGGCCAGGAGGAAUUAUUACAGCGCUUGACACCUCUUCACGAUUGAGAAACUCCGCUGGGUCACUUUCCUCAGAGGUCGCACGAGACUGGAGUUGGACGCUUCUGGGACUGAGGUUAUAAAUUUUGGGAUUGGCUGGACACCCGUCUCUGCUCGGAGCUGGUGGAGAACAUUUUAGAAUCGGUCGUGUUGAUUUCCAGAUUAUGAUGAACGCAACAUCCAACACAAGCAACUCAUCAUGUGUGAUCAUGACCCAGCCAGCAGGUCACCUGCUGAUGUCCAUCUACAUCAUCGCCUUCAUCCUGGGGCUGUUCUUCAACCUGGUCACCAUUGGUCCCAUAAUUCAGCAGAUUUGCAGAAAGAACAUUUGGGGGAUCUACCUACUCAGUUUGUCCGUCUCAGAUCUCCUGUAUAUCCUCACCAUGCCUGUGUGGAUAUAUUAUUUCAACAACAACCAUAAAUGGAGCCUUGGCCAAGGACUCUGUAGUCUGGUUGGUUUCGUUUACUACUCUAACAUGUAUAUCAGCAUCUUUCUCCUCUGCUGUAUCUCCAUCGAUCGCUGCCUGGCCAUCACAUUCCCACUGCGAGUCCAAGCCUUCCGCCGCCAGCGCUAUGCCUGGAUCAUCUGCGGGCUGGUCUACAUUUUGGUCAUGGCCUUACACUGUUUGGUGCUGUACCUAGACAAGUUAACGGAUCCACUGGACGACAGUGAGCAAACGUGCUAUGAGACCUUCCCCAUGACGGAACGCAUUGCGAUGUUCAACCUGAUACGGGUUGGAAUUGGUUUCCUCUUGCCUCUGGUGAUCAUGUCCGUCUGCUACUGGUUGAUCCCAACUAAGGUGCAGCAAAGCAGAGGGGUGGGUGAUCAAUGCAAACGCAAAGUGAAGCUACUGUCUAUGGGGGUCAUUGGCAUUUUCUCCUUCUGCUUUGCACCGUACCACAUCCUCCUGAUGGUAAGAUCCAUCGCCUACUUUUCUGUGGGAGAAAAACAAAGCUGCAACUUUGAACAAGCGAUGUAUUUACCCUUCACUUGCUCCCUUGCUCUAUCUAGCCUGAACAGCGUGGUGGACCCAGUGCUUUAUGUUUUGGCCAGUAACGGAGUAAGGGAGGACAUGCGUUUGUUCUAUUUGAAAAUCAAGCAGAGAGAGCUGAGAAGAAGCCCUCUUGUUGAUUCUAAAUGGGUUAGGGAAGACAAGGAAAACCAACUUGGGUUAAAACUGACCUUAGGUCUUGUAAAAUAACCCCAUUCAGGAAUUUUGUAAAUCAGUGACCAGCACAAACUUACCCAAAUUGUUUGUGUUGACAGCAUGGGCACAAUCUUGUGAAUGGGUUCAUACCUUGUGUAUCUGUGGAAGGUCUAGCAGACUCCACCAUUGUGAUCCAAACAAAAAUGCUGAAAUGUGCUCAACUUGUCUGGAUUAUUAUUAUUAAUUAAUUUUUUUGAUAAAUAACUAGCACUGUGACUGCAAAUUGCUUGCUUUUCUGGUGGUAAUGGGCAAAUUGCACCAGGUUCUGUGAGUAAGGCACAUCUACUGUAUAAAAAGCCCAAUUUACAAAUGACUUGGACUGACAAUACUGACACUGCAGCACUUUUUUAAUGCCUGAUUAAACUGGUCUGUGGUUGUGAAUAUGAUGCAGUUUUUGUGCCGAAAUACUGUAAAAUUGUUUAGUGAGUUAGCUACUGUAUGUUAGUGUUUAGUCAAGCCCAGUUCAAUUGAGCCCAACUCUUGACAGAGACCAGAAGAGGGUCAAAUUCAUGUCAAGGCCAAGUUUACAUGUUCGUGAGUCUAAGACCAUAUUGUCAUGGUUGUGACCUUUAAACAUAGAAUUCAAGUCCAAGACCAUAUACUUUUUUAUUUAUUUAUAUUUAUUUUAUUUUUUUUGGUAUUGGUCCUCAAGUAUGAGUCCAAGACCAUAUUUUUUAUGGUUGUGUUCAUGGUCCUUGAGUCCAAGUCUAAGAAUGGAUUUUCAUGGUUUUGGUUUUUGUCUUGCUCCUCAAGUCCAAUCCCAAGAUCAUGUUUUCAAGGUUUUGGUCUUGGUCCUUGAGUCCAAGUCUAAGACCACGUUUUCAUGGUUUUGGUCUUGGUCUUUGAAUCUAAGUCUGACAUUUUGUCUACACUGGACACAAUUGCACAAUGCGAUGUUAUAAAAGACAACACAACACAACAAAUCAUGCCUCAUUAUAUUUAAGAUGAACUGACACAAAGUUCAAAUUAUUUGUAGUGGUUGCUUUGUCCAGUGUGUCCAGUGUAGUCACAGUGAAAGAACAUAUUUUUUAUAAUAUUGUUCUUUGUCCAAGAUCAUAUUUUCAUGGUUUUUGUUUUGUUCAUUGAGUCCAGGUCUAAGAACACAUUUUCAUGGUUUUGGAUUGUUCCUUUAGUCCAAGUCCAUAACCAUAAUUUUGUGGUUUUGAUCUUGGUUUCCGAGUCUAGUCUUGGUCUUGGGAUGGACUCAGAAGCAUGUGGACUCACUCUUCAUUCAAUCCUUUUCUGGUUUCUCUCUUGAAUCAAACUCCACCCUCUCCUGAUCUCGGUCUUGAAUCUCAAAUCUGGUCUUAACUACAACACUGAUGUGUGCAGCCUAUUGUACUUAAAAACCAUUUUGUUUAUUUGUGUUAAAAAAAGAGAGGAAUUAUAACUUUGCAGUUUUAUGCGAGAUGUACAUAUCUGUGACUUUAGGAUGUAUCUUUUUACCUGUAUCUCUGUCUUUGAAGGACCCUUGAAUCACUUGAACUUUCUGUGUGAGAGCUGUACCCAGGCUAAGUGUUGUUUUUAUGGGAUAAAGCCUCGAUUGUUUGUCCUUGUUUAAUUCCCAGACAACUCCCUGUAAUUUACCUUUAAACCAGAUUUAGCCGUUAAAGAUUUAAUCUGGAUGUUAAAAACAACUUGUUGCAAUGCAAGCAAUUUCGAUGCAUAGCAUGUUGCCACUCUCAACAUUUUCUUUCUCAUGUAACGUACCAUUAGCGCAAAACAAAUGACACAUUAUGAAAUAAAAGAAAAAAUACUCUGAUUCUGACUGUCAUGCUACAUUUUGGGAAUUUAGUGAUUCUUCCAUUACAGCUCUUUAAAAUGAUUAGUGUUUUAUUCAAGGGGUGGGAACAUCUACGAUCAGUGUAAUCAUGCUGCUUUCUGAAGACAGAGUGACCCAUAUGACACCAGCAAGUGUUCUUGAGCGCUGAUGAGGAGGAGCGUUUGUGUAGCAUCUCUAACCGAUAUCGCCCACAAUGUACUUUGCACAGCUUUGUUCACCCACCUUCUACUAGCAUGAUUGCCUCUAUAGAUGAGUGGCUCUUAUAUGUCUGCAGUCUUCUGUAAGUCUGUGAGUAAGAAUGGCCUUCUGCUCUACAGUAAAAUGCCACAGACCAUCUGAAUGGAGUGAUUUUGGAGUGUGAGCGAAGCAAUGAAUUGCAACUUUGAGUACCUAAUCUGCAGUCUGAAUGGUUUAAAUGACUGCUCGCUUUCACCUAUCGUACCAGACGCUGCGCUUUGGAAGAUGGAAAAGGGAUGCCGUAUAUUGUUAAAACGUGCUUGUUUGUGCUGUCAUUUGCAUAUACGAGCCAGAGCAUUUCUGCAAGGUUCAUUUAAAAGACAGAAAACCACAUUCUUUUAUCAUAAUAACCAUAUUUCACCUCAAUUGAACUAACGCGAGAUAUUCUGCAUAACACAAUGAAGCUGUUGCUGAGGUCUCAUCGCAACAGGAAGUCUUGAGGGAUUUAGACAAGAACAGCACAGAACGCUGUGCCUGCUCGAACAAUUGAUUCGCAGCUUCCUGAAUGCAGACAACAGAUGGAGGUGAGAGAACAUGUUCAUGUAGGAGGCACAACCUGGCAUUGCAUCAAAAUGCAGAUAAUUGAUUUUGCGUAAGUACCGAAGAAGUGAAUCUUACGAAAACAUGUCUGGGUCACGUUUCAUCCGAAAAACAAUUAAGGAUACGACCUUGUACGUAUAUAUUCUUGUGUAAAAGUUUCUGGGAUCAUUCAUUAUAUCUUAUAUAUUCCAGCAGCGAUUACUCCAGUGUUCAGUGUCAGAAAUCAUUCUAAUGUGGUCAUUUGUUACUCAAGAAAUAUUUUAUUUUUUCACUUUAUUUUUUCACAUACACACACACACACGCACACACACACACACACACACACACACACACAUAUAUAUGAUUAUAUUGAUUGUCUUUUUUAAUUUAUUUAUUUGAAUUGACUUAUUUUCUCAUUUAGCAAACAGUAGAAAGUCUAAAUACUGCAGAAAUACUUGCAUGAAAAGGGUUAAAUCUAGUUGACAUAUUUAGCUCCAUGCCCUGCUUUUUGUGGAAACCUUGCAAAAUAUGUAACACAAGAUCUCUGAACAUAAUGUUCCAUACAAUAAUAAUAAUAAUAAGAUUUCUGGGAAAUUUCUAGAGCCACAUGCUUAUUUCUAGGUUCAUGUUUCUUACUAAAAUAAUCUCUAGCAUAAAACCAAUUUCAGCCUGGUCACUCGGUUUCAUCAAAAUGAGAAAAAAUAAAUUUGUUAUAAUAACAUUUAUAAUAGAAUCUGAUAAUUGCAAGUAUGUAUUAGACUGUUUCUUUGUCCCUGCAAAUACUGGUUCAAGGAGGGUAAAAUAAGGGUUGAAGAAAUAGUUCAUGCACCCCCCCCCAUGUUGAUCCAAACGCCUUUGAUUUUCUCUCCUCCACGGAUCACAAAAGAAAAAGCAAGGAAGAGUGUCUUGGUCUGCCUUUUCUUUACGAUGAAAGUGAAUCAGGGCUUUCCAAACUCCAAAAGUCACCAAAUAUAAAGGGUCUAAGAAGUGGUUCUCAAACUAUGCAUCAUACACAGCAGCUUUUUGGGAAGAGACCAGCAUUUGUAUUAUUAUUCAUUGAAAAAUUAUUCAAAAGCUCCUUCACAUUUACAUAAAUUCAAAUAUUGUGACAUGUUCAAUUACCAAGAGGCACUGAUGAUCAAACCUGUCAU
This is a messenger RNA of Carassius gibelio (silver crucian carp), 5942 nucleotides long. RefSeq names its product G-protein coupled receptor 4. The transcript has 2 exons. Gene Ontology annotation, molecular function: G protein-coupled receptor activity. Gene Ontology annotation, cellular component: membrane. Lineage: Eukaryota; Metazoa; Chordata; Actinopteri; Cypriniformes; Cyprinidae. The record is from RefSeq and is a predicted model, not a curated record. Gene Ontology annotation, biological process: G1/S transition of mitotic cell cycle; negative regulation of G2/M transition of mitotic cell cycle; G protein-coupled receptor signaling pathway. The coding region runs from base 1209 to 2246 and encodes 345 amino acids.